Messenger RNA from Cylicocyclus nassatus, 683 nucleotides. NCBI's taxonomy places the organism in Eukaryota, Metazoa, Nematoda, Chromadorea, Rhabditida, Strongylidae. The record is from the annotation of a GenBank genome assembly.
AACUCAACCAUUUGAACUGCUGCGGGGAGCCUUUCUUCUUCACUAAUUUUUUGGUUAUGUGUCGUCGACGUCAACCGGUGCGCGAGAUUGAAGGUGCCUCGCAUCAAGCUGAAGUGGGGGAUGAUGUGUACGACAUAAGCGAAGCUGCGAGUGAGCGGGAUCGUGACGUUCAGCUCUGGGGUUCUGAUUGUCAUCUUUCAGACAAUCAGAUUCGAAAGUAUAUGGUUGAAGCUGAGAAGAAUAAUAUGCCUCCAGAGAAGGCACACGAGAUACUUGCCUACUGCAAGUUUGAUACCAGCAAAGCUCUGAAAAUCUGUCAAAACUUCGUCGUGCCUGAUCUUUUCUCGGACUAUGAAAAGCGUGUUGUUCAAUGUGCAGUGCGUGGCGAAAAAUUCGAUAUGCUUUCGGUACCAGAUCCUAGUCAACGCUCUCGGUUGCUAAAGGACUUGCUUCCACAGCAGUCUAGAAGAGCUAUCAUGGAUUAUUAUUACAAGAACAAGCAUAACAAUUUUGAAUUUGAAUGUCGAAUGGACGAUUUGAGCCCCACAGAUGAAAGCGACGAAUCUGGGAAGGGCGACGCUCCCAAAAAAACUAAUCGCAUUUGCCAGUCUUUUCUGAAUUGUGUUGGAGAAACCACUCCAUUCGAAUUGCAGGAGUACCCAUCUUCUCCAAAGAUGGAAUAA